CCGCUGACGCCGCUUCCGCUGCGGGGCCCGGCCGGGGCGCGCCGUCGCUAGGAGACGGGCCCGCGUGACACCGCCCCGCGUGCGCGGUGACGUCAGGGACGGGAGCCGCGGCGGGUCAGCUGGCGGCGGCGGAGCGGGGGCUGCGGCAGGGGCCGCGGCGGAGCCGGCGCCGCCAUGGGGGAGCUGUUCCGCAGCGAGGAGAUGACCCUGGCGCAGCUCUUCCUGCAGUCCGAGGCCGCGUACUGCUGUGUGAGCGAGCUGGGCGAGCUGGGCAAGGUCCAGUUCCGCGACCUGAACCCGGACGUGAACGUGUUCCAGCGCAAGUUCGUCAAUGAAGUGAGGAGGUGUGAGGAGAUGGACCGAAAGCUCCGGUUUGUUGAGAAGGAGAUUAAAAAAGCAAAUAUUCCUAUCAUGGACACUGGUGAAAACCCAGAGGUACCUUUUCCACGUGACAUGAUCGACUUGGAGGCAAACUUUGAGAAAAUUGAAAAUGAGCUUAAGGAAAUCAACACGAACCAGGAAGCGCUGAAGAGAAACUUCCUGGAGCUGACAGAGUUAAAAUUCAUCCUGCGUAAAACUCAGCAGUUCUUUGAUGAGAUGGCGGAUCCAGACCUGUUGGAGGAAUCCUCUUCGCUCCUGGAACCAAGCGAGAUGGGAAGAGGUGCCCCGCUACGACUCGGGUUUGUGGCUGGUGUGAUCAACCGGGAGCGGAUCCCCAUGUUCGAGCGCAUGCUGUGGCGAGUGUGCCGAGGGAACGUGUUCCUGCGCCAGGCAGAGAUUGAGAACCCCCUGGAGGACCCCGUGACGGGGGAUUAUGUGCACAAGUCUGUGUUUAUCAUCUUCUUCCAAGGCGACCAGCUGAAGAACAGAGUCAAGAAGAUAUGUGAAGGAUUCCGUGCCUCCCUCUACCCAUGCCCAGAAACACCCCAGGAGCGGAAGGAAAUGGCUUCUGGUGUCAAUACCAGAAUUGAUGAUCUUCAGAUGGUGCUGAACCAGACAGAGGAUCAUCGGCAGCGGGUCCUGCAGGCAGCUGCCAAAAACAUCCGCGUGUGGUUCAUCAAAGUGCGCAAGAUGAAGGCCAUCUACCACACCCUGAACCUCUGCAACAUCGACGUCACGCAGAAGUGCCUCAUUGCUGAGGUCUGGUGUCCCGUGGCUGACCUCGAUUCCAUCCAGUUUGCUCUCAGGAGAGGCACUGAGCACAGUGGAUCCACUGUCCCAUCUAUCCUAAACAGGAUGCAAACGAAUCAGACCCCACCAACAUACAACAAAACUAACAAGUUUACUUCUGGCUUUCAAAACAUUGUUGAUGCUUACGGCAUUGGGACGUAUCGGGAAAUAAAUCCAGCACCAUAUACGAUCAUUACCUUCCCCUUUCUGUUUGCUGUGAUGUUUGGAGAUUUUGGCCAUGGAAUCCUGAUGACUCUCAUUGCUGUUUGGAUGGUGCUUAGGGAAAGUCGGAUUCUGUCACAGAAGAGUGACAAUGAGAUGUUCAACAUGGUUUUUAGUGGCCGAUACAUCAUCCUGCUGAUGGGACUGUUCUCCACCUACACCGGCCUCAUCUACAACGACUGUUUCUCCAAGUCCCUGAAUUUUUUUGGCUCAUCAUGGAGCGUCCGGCCCAUGUUCUCGAAAGGCAACUGGUCAGAUGCCUUGCUAGAAACCACUCCUCUGCUGCAGCUGAACCCUGCCAUUCCCGGGGUGUUCGGUGGCCCCUACCCCUUUGGCAUCGACCCGAUUUGGAAUAUUGCCACCAACAAGCUGGCCUUCCUCAACUCCUUCAAGAUGAAAAUGUCUGUGAUUCUUGGCAUUAUCCAUAUGCUCUUUGGUGUCACAUUGAGUCUUCUCAACCACAUCUAUUUUAAGAAGCCACUGAACAUCUACCUGGGAUUUAUUCCAGAGAUGAUUUUCAUGUCAUCACUCUUUGGAUACCUCGUUAUUCUCAUUUUCUACAAAUGGACAGCCUACGAUGCUCACACCUCCAAGGAUGCACCAAGCCUUUUAAUACACUUCAUCAACAUGUUUCUCUUCUCCUAUAGUGACACCAGUAAUAAGAUGCUUUAUAAAGGGCAGCAAGGCCUCCAGUGUUUCCUCGUGGUGGUGGCGUUACUGUGUGUGCCCUGGAUGCUGGUAGCUAAACCCCUGGUCCUUCGCCAUCAGUAUUUAAGGAGAAAGCACUUGGAAGGGCAGCCCGUGGAGGCCCAGGUCAGCCCAGUCCCGAACGAGCAGGCACUAGAGGCAGCAGCGGCUGCAACAGGAACACACAACUUCGGUGGGAUCCGGGUGGGCAAUGGCCCGACUGAGGAGGAUGCUGAGAUCAUUCAACAUGACCAGUUAUCUACCCACUCCGAGGAGGGGGAGGAGCCUACAGAGGAUGAGGUGUUUGACUUUGGGGACACCGUGGUGUACCAGGCCAUCCACACCAUCGAGUACUGCCUGGGGUGCAUUUCAAACACUGCAUCCUACCUGAGGCUCUGGGCUCUCAGCUUAGCCCAUGCACAGCUCUCGGAGGUGCUCUGGACCAUGGUGAUCCACAUUGGCCUCAGUGUGAGGAGCCUGGGUGGAGGCUUGGGCCUCUUCUUCAUCUUUGCUGCUUUCGCUACCCUGACAGUGGCGAUUCUGCUGGUCAUGGAGGGGCUGUCUGCUUUCCUCCAUGCUCUUCGCUUGCACUGGAUCGAGUUCCAGAACAAGUUCUACACUGGCACUGGAUUCAAGUUUCUCCCUUUCUCCUUUGAUACCAUCCGCGAGGGGAGGUUUGACGAUUAAGUGUCCCCCCUCUCCUCAGGCAGUGUUCCUCGUGGCCAGCCCUGUCCCGUGUGUCCCAGUUGCAUGUAACCCUCCCAUAGCGAACAUAACUUAUUGCAGCACCCGAGAGCUUUGCCUCCGGGGUAGCGAGUGACACUGGAUCAAAGAAACUCUUAUCCCUUAAGUUUACCACUGCAGAGAGCAAGUGCAUGAGGUGUGUGAGCCCGAGCGUGUCCUCGUGGCGUGGAUCAGGGCAAGGACACGGAUGCAGCCGCGGCUCAGGGGCCACACAGCACACGGAGAAAGGGCUGAACAACCUCAGCCUGCACAAAGCUGCUCGGGAAGAGGAAGUUUGACGUGUGGGUCCCGUGUCUCUGCCUCUGAGCAACCAAACUGGGAGCAGGGGGCAGCCUCGGGGCUCCCACAUGUGCUGUGUUUCCAUCUGUGUCUCAUGCUGUGCGGGGAUUUGGCCCUUUGAGGUACUGGUGAUGUGUUGUCAUUGUGCUGGGGGGCUGAGGAGCCCCUUAGGGUACAACAGAGGCUGAGUCUUGCCAGAACAGCCCCAUGGUGAUGGACUCUCGCUGCUAUUUCCCCCCAGUAGCUGUUGCUUUUUCUCUUGUGCAAGUUGUGAGUAAUUCCUCACCCUCCUCACGUGGAUGUAGCUGUAGGAGCAGUGGUGUGUGUGUGUGUUAGUGCUGUAACUGUCGUGUUUACCUGUCACAGUGCAUCUGAAGUACUUGUGUGUGCCCAGAUUAGAACAGUUCUGAGAAUCAUUGUAACCUGCAAUGGAGGAGGAAAGGCCACGCAGUGCGGGCUGGUGAAGUGAUGAGAAAUGGGGGGGGUGUGAGCAGGGGGGCCCUUGUGCUGCACGGGGGCAGCCGCUGCGUGUGUCCAGCUGCACGUUCACAAGGGUGUUUGCACAACCAGAGCCGGAAUGGGGCCGUGUCUGCGGGUGCAGCGGUGACCCUGGUCCUGCUGCCCGCGGCCGUGCACUGCUCGCAGUCACUGUGUACAUUAAACCAACUGCACAACAA
Messenger RNA from Strigops habroptila (Kakapo), 3779 nucleotides. It is a transcript of the gene ATP6V0A1, whose product is annotated as ATPase H+ transporting V0 subunit a1. The coding region runs from base 175 to 2766 and encodes 863 amino acids. Gene Ontology annotation, cellular component: vacuolar proton-transporting V-type ATPase complex; plasma membrane; vacuolar proton-transporting V-type ATPase, V0 domain. Gene Ontology annotation, molecular function: proton-transporting ATPase activity, rotational mechanism; ATPase binding. The transcript is spliced from 23 exons. Gene Ontology annotation, biological process: proton transmembrane transport; vacuolar acidification. Lineage: Eukaryota; Metazoa; Chordata; Aves; Psittaciformes; Psittacidae. The record is from RefSeq and is a predicted model, not a curated record.